AUGACGCCUACCGAAAUUAUUGAAUUGCCAACAGGCCAGAAAGUAGAAAGACUUUUCAUUAAUAACGAGUUUGUCGAAUCGAUUGACGGCAAACGGUUCGAAACCAUUAAUCCUUCGACUGGCAAAGUCAUCACAACCGUUGCCGAAGCUUCCGCAAACGACAUCGACAUUGCUGUCAAUGCUGCAGAAAACGCGUUCGAAAAUGUCUGGAAGCAUGUUUCCAGCAGCGAACGUGGUCGAUUACUAUACAAAUUGGCUGACCUCAUUCGCAGAGAUUUGAAAAUCCUCGCAGCGAUCGAAUCGUUGGAUAAUGGAAAGGCAUUUGGAGUCGCCCAGGUGCUAGACCUACCGAUAGUGAUCCAGUCGUUUGAGUAUUUUGCCGGGUUUUCAGAAAAAAUUAAUGGCGAGGUGAUCGAUAGUUCCGAUGAUAGGUUCUUGUACACGAGAAGAGAGCCGAUCGGUGUUGUUGGUGCCAUCAUACCGUUCAACUUUCCACUUUGUAUGCUGUCUUGGAAAUUAGCGCCUGCACUUAUUACAGGAAAUGUGGUUAUCCUUAAACCUGCCGAACAGACACCGUUGAGUGCCUUGUAUGUUGCCAAAUUAAUAAAAGAGGCAGGGUUUCCUCCAGGGGUUGUCAACAUUUGCCCUGGGUGGGCCGAGGCAGGUAAAGCCAUUGCCAGUCACAUGAAGAUAGGAAAAGUCGCGUUUACUGGUUCAACUGCGGUUGGUAAAAGUAUCCUUCGAGCCGCCUCGACAAGCAAUAUGAAGAAAGUAACACUUGAGCUUGGUGGCAAGUCUCCAACUAUUAUAUUUGCAAGCGCUGAUCUCGAAGAAGCUGUGAAAUGGGCUCACAUGGGCAUCUUCUUUAACAGUGGACAAUGUUGUACUGCUGGGUCACGUGUAUAUGUUGAAGAGAGUAUUUAUGACGAGUUUUUGGAAAAGUUCAAGGAACAUGCAGCCAGUAUCAAAGUCGGGGAUCCGUUCAAUAAAGAGACAUAUCAAGGGCCACAAGUAUCCAAAGAGCAAUUCGAUAGCGUUAUGGCGUACAUCGAAACAGGAAAGAAUGAAGGUGCGACCUUGGAAAUGGGCGGUAAAAGACACGGCGAUCAGGGAUAUUAUAUUCAACCAACAAUCUUUACCAAUGUCAACGAGUCUAUGAAAAUCAUGCGAGAAGAAAUAUUUGGGCCGGUUGUUGCUAUUGAUAAAUUCAAAACUGUCGAUGAAGCUAUUGAACGGGCACACAUGACGGAUUAUGGUCUUGCCGCAGCAGUGUUUACGAAAGAUAUAAACAAGGCAAUAUCGGUUGCGAAUAAAUUGAAAGCUGGAACUGUUUGGGUUAAUUGUUACAAUCUAACUCAUGCAUCGGCACCCUUUGGUGGAUACAAAGAAUCUGGCCACGGGAGAGAAAAUGGAAAAAAUGUUUUGGAUAGUUAUACCGAGGUCAAAACUGUGUGCGUCAAUCUAAAUGUACCAAUUUAA
Molecule: messenger RNA, 1479 nt
Organism: Paraglomus brasilianum
Lineage: Eukaryota; Fungi; Glomeromycota; Glomeromycetes; Paraglomerales; Paraglomeraceae
Source: the annotation of a GenBank genome assembly